AUGAGUACAUCACAAGCAAUACCAGGUCGACCUCGACCGAGCACAGUGAGCGAGCAUCUUGCCGGCAGUGCUGACUCAUGGCACGGCAAAAUCACACCAGAUGGACCGUUCCCACCCCAAAAGGGUCGCUAUCAUCUCUACGUCGGAUUGUUCUGCCCGUUUGCCCACCGAGCGAAUAUCGUCCGGUAUCUAAAAGGCUUGACGGACAUCAUCGACAUUUCCGUCGUGAAACCAUACCCAAAGGGCGACAAAGAUGGCUGGCCGGGUUGGCGGUUUCCAGCUUCCGACGACGAGUACCCUGCGGCGACGGUAGAUCGGUUGUUCGGCAGCAAGUUCUUGCACGAGGUGUACUUCAAGGUCGACCCGGAGUAUAAGGGACGUUACAGUGUGCCUGUGCUGUUUGAUCGGGAGACCGGAACGAUAGUGAACAACGAGAGCGCAGAGUUAAUGAGGGACUUGCAGACGGAGUUCAACACGCUUUUACCGGAGGAGUAUGCCAAGGUGACGCUGUAUCCUGAGCACUUGCGAGAACGGAUCGAUGAGGUUAGUGAGUGGAUGCAACGAGACCUCAACACGGGAGUGUACAAGGCUGGAUUUGCGCCUUCACAGGAGGUAUACGACAAGAACGUGCUGCCUGUGUUUGCGGCGCUGAAUAAGAUGGAGAAGAUGGUUGCUGAAGGCGGUGGGCCUUUCCUGCUAGGCAAAGAGCUCACAGAGGUUGAUGUCAGGUCGUAUGCGACGUUGAUCAGAUUCGAUACUGUGUAUGUGCAGCAUUUCAAGUGCAAUUUGGGGACGAUCCGGCAUGAUUAUCCGCAAUUGAACAAUUACUUGAAGAACUUGUACUGGAAUGUUAAGGGGUUCGAGGAGACGACGGACUUCAAGCAUAUCAAGGAGAAUUACACCAAGAGCCACGCUGAUGUGAAUCCGAAGGCGAUCACGCCGAGAGGACCAUACCCGGAUAUCGAGGAUGGGUAUGAGCCGGAUCUCGAGAAAGUCAGGGUUGGCGGUGUGUCGAUGCCUGAGGUCGUCGAGCUGGAAAGGGAUUUGAAGUGA
Messenger RNA from Exophiala viscosa, 1053 nucleotides. Its product is annotated as glutathione S-transferase. The transcript has a single exon. NCBI's taxonomy places the organism in Eukaryota, Fungi, Ascomycota, Eurotiomycetes, Chaetothyriales, Herpotrichiellaceae. The record is from RefSeq and is a predicted model, not a curated record. Bases 1 to 1053 code for a protein of 350 amino acids. Gene Ontology annotation, molecular function: glutathione transferase activity. Gene Ontology annotation, cellular component: cytoplasm.